GAGAGAGAGAGAAGGAGGGAGAGGGAAGAUGAGAGACGGAGAGAGGUGCACACGGACAGAAAGCCAGCGGGCUGUAUAGCCUCACGGAAAACGUUCAAUAGAUGAGAUCCGCUGCGGUGAUCCGAAAUGCUCUCAUUCAGCGCAGAGGAAUAUGAUAAGGCACCGGAACAGGACGGGAGAUGAGAUUCGCACAGUUUCGGAGACCCUCUUCUUCCUGUGAUCUCGCCUGCGAGCCUUCGGGGUUGUACGGGACACGGGGCGCACAGCUCGGAGCCGCUCCAGCUCCACUGUGGAUUGAAGCAAAUUGAGAUCUUUCUGUUCUGUCCCCCUUUUUUUUGUUUUUUAUUUAAACUUAAAUCUGCCGGAAUUCUGGUAAAGGUGGUCUUCACCAUGAGGGCUCUGUCGGCAAACUUGUUCGCUCUGCUCUUCCUGUGCGCCCUCGCAAGUGUUUUCUACGUCUGGAGCGCACUGGAGAGCCGUUUGGAGCGGCACAAACGGAGGGUCUUGAUGCCGGGUGGAGGGUCUUUUCACCAGGGUCUCCCGGUGGACCUCUCCGCUAAAACUUUCCGGACAUUACUGGCUGUCCCAGCGGCACAAAGACCUCGCUUGGGGGGCAGGCUUGAGGCUCAAAACCUCACUGAUCAACCUGCCUCUGCGGGAAGUCGAGAUUACCAUGUGAAUGGGGAUAACAAGAGGUCAACGCGGCGGGAGGGCCCGGUCAAGUUGGGCUCCCCAGUGGAGGACGGGGUGUUUUGGAGCGAAUGGCUGGAAGACCUCCUCCCUGUGGGCUUCACGGAGGAAUAUGCACGGGCUUGGAGAAGCAGAGCGAGGACGUACCGGGUGGUGAAGCUGGAGCCUGGAUGCGGCAGGAUAUCCAAUCAGCUCGCCACUUUCGCAGACGGGACCAAAGCGUGCGUGCGUUACGGGAUAAACGCGGACCAGGUGCAGGGAGAAACUUUGACGUAUUACCUCGCCGGUUUGCUCGGCAUCACGAAUCUGCCUCCUCUCGUGCUGUCCCAGCUGAGCGGUGACAGCGAGCAGUGGGCGGCUGUGAGGACGCGGAUAGAUGGUUUACAGUGGAGCGACCGCGCCGUGGUGUCUCUCACCGAGUGGAUCUCCAACCUGACCGGGGUGGUCACACCUGCGCCGCUCAGGCAGGAGAGCGGGGGGCUCCAUCCUGCGCUGGAGGAGCUCCGGAACAAGACGACGGCCGAGCUGCUGGAGCUGAUGCAGUGGAGCGACCUGAUCAUACUCGACUACCUGACCGCAAACUUCGACAGACUCGUCAGCAAUCUGUUCAGUCUGCAGUGGGACUCGCGCGUGAUGGAGAGGGACACCAACAACCUCCUGAAAACACCCCACGGUGACCUUGUGUUCAUAGACAACGAAGCGGGACUCGUGCACGGGUUUCGGGUGUUGAACAUGUGGGAGAAAUAUCACAACACGGUCCUGGACUCCGUGUGUGUGUUCAGGAAAAGGACCACGCAGCGCGUGGCGGAGCUGCACAGGCGCAGAGACUCCAGGCAGAGGCUGCUGGAGCUCUACAGAGACAGCGAGCCUUUGUCUCAGGAAUUAGGAUUUCUCUCAGAUGAGCACGCCGGUGUUCUCCAGGACAGGAUAGACAGAUUAUACAAACACAUUUUGCAUUGCAAAGGAAAGUACGGCCAGCUGUGAGCAUUCAGCGCGCACAGGUGAUGGAUUUGUUGUCUGCACAGUAUAAUGAGCUUUGCAAACGCGAUUGGCACACCUGUGCUAAACUGAUGCGCAUUACACAAAACUGUCUCGAGUAUCCAGCUGAACUACCUCUUGUGAAUAGAAUGUGUUGCCUACUUUAUAAAUAAGUAAAUUUGACACAUGUUUAUAAGCUCCCUGCUGAGAUUUUCACUGUAUGCCUCACUGAGAGGGGAAAAAAAUUAAGGUCAGUUUAUCCUGUCUUACUUCACUCCACUGAUGCUCACCUGAAUAUGAAUAAAUGUCCAGAGUAGGCUUUAUUUGUGACUAUAGGGGUACCAUAAUGCAGCCUUUUUCUGUGUUUGGAUUCUUGCCUUGUGUUCAGUAAUCCCAAUGAUAAACUCCUAAGCCUUAACAUAAGUUGACUCUAGAAUACUGUACUUCUGUUGACAUCUGGCUCGCUUUUUAUAGGAAAUCAUUUGCACACAUCGUCACAGCCAGCAUCUGCACUCUUGUAAUUGUGUUUGGAUUGCAUAUUCAGCCUUAAAUACACAGAUGUAUCAUGUGCAUUUUGGUAAGCAAAGUUGUAAAUAUUGUCCUGGCAAACCUGUUUGGCAAAUUUGACGCCAGACUAAUUUAAUGUGCAUUGUAACAUUCCAAAAAUCUCUUGUCCUUUUUUUGAUAAAUACACUGUAAUUUAACUUAA
Molecule: messenger RNA, 2377 nt
Organism: Stegastes partitus (bicolor damselfish)
Lineage: Eukaryota; Metazoa; Chordata; Actinopteri; Pomacentridae
Gene: fjx1
Product: four-jointed box kinase 1
Exons: 1
Coding region: 391-1674 (427 amino acids)
Biological process (GO): cell-cell signaling
Source: RefSeq, a predicted model, not a curated record